Messenger RNA from Eufriesea mexicana, 1365 nucleotides. RefSeq names its product MTOR associated protein, LST8 (gene Lst8). The transcript has 8 exons. Gene Ontology annotation, molecular function: protein binding. Gene Ontology annotation, biological process: regulation of actin cytoskeleton organization; TOR signaling. The record is from RefSeq and is a predicted model, not a curated record. Lineage: Eukaryota; Metazoa; Arthropoda; Insecta; Hymenoptera; Apidae. Bases 227 to 1264 code for a protein of 345 amino acids. Gene Ontology annotation, cellular component: TORC2 complex; TORC1 complex.
GUCUAUGAUUUUGGACCAGAAGCUUGAGAAAGUAACAGAAACAUAGAAUGCACGUGGAGGGCGACUAUUUUUGCGAGCAAUAAGUUAUUAUCACGCGGGUGUGUUUGAAGUAUACUAUACAAAUACGGUGACUAUAUAAUAUAGGAACGAAGAAAAAACGGAAUGGCAUAAUGUAAAGGAGAUCAAACGACUAUUCGCUUGUAAUCAAUUACUACAAUAAUUGAAGAUGACCAUGGAUGGUAGUAGCAGCAAUGAACAAGUUAUUCUUGUAACAGGUGGUUAUGAUCAUACUAUUAAAAUAUGGCAACCACAUACUGGAGUUUGUCAACGUACUGCAGAACAUACAGAUUCACAAGUUAACGCUUUAGAUAUUACUCCAGAUAAAUAUUUAAUAGCUGCUGCUGGGUACCAGCACAUAAGGAUGUAUGACUUAGUUUCAAAUAAUCCAAACCCAAUUAUUAAUUAUGAAGGAGUAUCAAAAAAUAUUACAGGCUUGGGUUUCCAGGAAGAGGGUAAAUGGAUGUAUACGGGUGGUGAAGAUUGUUCUGCUCGCAUUUGGGAUCUCAGAUCGAGUAGUUUUCAAUGCCAGCGAAUAUUUCAAGUGUCAGCUCCUGUGAACUGUGUGUGUUUGCAUCCGAAUCAAGCAGAACUUAUUGUUGGUGAUCAAAGUGGUGUUAUACAUUUGUGGGAUCUACGUUCAGAUCAUAACGAACAAUUGAUACCAGAGGCUGAAGCAUCUGUCCAAGAUGUUGCAAUUGAUCAAGAUGGUACGUACAUGGCAGCAGUGAACAACAAAGGCCAUUGUUACAUUUGGACGCUUACCGGAGGUGUUGGUGAUGAGCCUACACGCCUUAAUCCUCGUCACAAACUUACUGCGCACAAACGUUAUGCACUUCGAUGCAAGUUCAGCCCCGAUUCUACGCUUUUAGUAACUACAUCCGCUGACCAAACUGCUCGAGUUUGGAAAACUACAGAUUUCUCGGAAGUGCAAGUACUUCAACAUGAAGCAAAACGAUGGGUGUGGGAUGCUGCAUUUAGCGCAGAUUCACAAUACAUAUUUACUGGUAACAACGUACUUUCCUAUUUAAUUUUUAUUAUCAUAAUUUGUAGGUUAGAUUUCAACACUUUGUUUAAUUUAGCUUCGUCCGAUGGUGUAGCAAGAUUAUGGAACGUAUCAACAGGAGUUGUAGAACGAGAGUAUCAGGGUCAUCAAAAAGCUGUUACCGCUCUCGCAUUUCGCGAUGAAGUACUUUCCGUUACCUGAACGAAUUAUAUAUUUAUUUAAAUUUUUUAAUAGAAUAUUAUUUUCAUACGUUUAAUAAUAAGGAAUGUCGUUUUCAACUCAUAAUUUAUAUAACGCUAUGA